UGGAGGUUCACCCGUUACCCAUUCAACAACGGGUAGCGGCCAUGUCUGCUCAAGUCUCCAAACCCUUCUCCUUCCUUCUCCCUCGCUGCAGCCGCCGCCGGCCUCUCCUCCUCUGCUUCUCCCUGCGCUUCACGGCCACCGUCGGCGAUCGCCACCACUGUCAUACUCUCCCUUCCGACGUCCAUCUCCUCCCCCGUCAACAAGGUGAGCAACAGAUUUCGCAAUCUCUCCCUAAUCCUUACGACCUCGUGAAGGAAGACCCGAUCCAGGUGUGCUCCGACCUAUGGGUUCGCUGCUUCGCCCGCUCACCCGAUGCCCCGCCUCUUCCCAAUCUCACUGGCUUCCUUAAGAAGUUCGACCUCUGGAUCCUCGCCUACCAGCGGGCCUGCGCCCACCACACUGGCUCCUUCCCCGCCCGCAUCGCCAUCCACCUGCCCCACCUCCGCUCCCUCCUCUCCCUUCAGAUGUCCGUCCUCGCUUCCCCUCGCCGCACCCACCUCUGGGGCGCCGUUACUCAUCUCCUCCUCCGCUCCCCCGCCGAUCCACCCUCCACCCGCCCCAUCUCCCGCCGCAAGUUCCACGCCGCCCUCCAAAAUGCCCCACCCCCUUUUCAGGACCGUGUCGUCCAGGAACUCCUCCUGCUCCUCCUCGAGCCUGUCUUCGAGCCCCGCUUCUCUUCCAAGUCCCACGCAUUCCGCCCUGGACGCAGUCCCCACACCGUCCUCCGCACCCUCCGCUCCCAGUUUGCUGGCUAUCUCUGGUUCCUCAAGGCUAACCUCUCCCACAUCGUCAACGCAUUUGACUCAGACAUUAUCCUGCCCUGCAUCCAGCGGGGCACCUCUGAUAGGAAAGUACUCAGCUUGAUCAAAUCCGCGCUGAGAAUGCCUGUCAGACCUGGGGCAUCUCAGUCAGGUGAAGAGAAGGUGGAUCAGCUUGCCAAAAAGAGGAUGAAGAGGAAGAUGCUAAGAGCGAGCCGGAAGAAAAAGGUUCUGAAUGACAAUGAGCCAAAACCAGACCCUUAUUGGUUGCGGACAUUCUUUGGCUUUGUGCCAGGAGAAGCUGCUUCUGUCCCUAACUACGGUCACUGUGGGAUAUUGAGUCCUCUGCUUGCCAAUAUCUGCCUCAACGAAUUGGAUUGGUGGAUGGAAGAGAGGAUAGAUAAAUAUUUCCGCCCAUCCAAGCUUGAUUCCAUUUGGAAGGAGUCGAUUGAUGACGGUUGUCACAACCCUGCAUGGCCUGAAUUUGUUCCAUCCAGUGGGAAUGAAAAAACCAGGAAGAUGGAUUACAUUCGUUAUGGGUCUCAUAUAUUGAUUGGAAUUCGUGGUCCGAGAGAGGAUGCAGCAGCAUUGAAGAAGGAUCUGAUUGAAUUCUGUGAGAGCAAGUAUGGUUUGAGGUUAGAGAAUUCUAUGAUUGAAAUUGAACACAUCACUAGGGGAAUCGAGUUCUUAGAUCAUAUCAUUUGCCGGAGAGUGAUACAUCCCACAUUGCGUUACACAGCUACAGGGGGGAACAUUGUAAGCCAAAAAGGUGUUGGCACUCUGCUUUCAAUCACUGCAAGCUUGCAGCAGUGUAUCAGAAAGUUCAGGCAGCUUGAGCUCGUGAAAGGGGAUAAGGACCCAGAGCCAUUGCCCUGCACGCCAAUGCUUUAUUCGGGCCAAGCACACACCAACUCUCAGAUGAACAACUUCCUUGAGACAAUGGCAGAUUGGUACAAAUAUGCAGAUAACCGCAAGAAAGUAGUUGGGUUUUGUGCAUAUGUCAUUAGGAGUUCCUUGGCUAAACUCUAUGCUGCAAGAUAUAGACUGAAGUCUCGUGCCAAGGUUUACAGGAUUGCUUCACGUGAUCUAAGUCAUCCAUUAAGAGAGAACACAAGGAAUGAUGCACCUGAGUACUCCGAUCUUUUGCGGAUGGGCCUUGUUGAUGCCAUUGAGGGUGUCCAGUUCUCUCAUAUGUCACUUAUUCCAUCAUGCGAUUACACUCCAUUCCCAAGGACUUGGGUUCCUGAACAUGAGCUGGUACUGCGUGAAUAUAUUAAGCUGCAAGAUCCGAAGUUUUUUUGUGAAUUACACAAGUCAGUAAAACACCAGGAACUAACCUCACCACAGGAUUAUAUUUCGAAGGUUGUUUGGGAUUACAAGAUUUGUGGGGUUUGGAGCAAAUCCCAGAAAAGGGUGAAAGAAGCUAGAAAGUUGGAGGAGGGUGCUGAUACUUAAGCUGCUAAAGUUCUACAUCAUAGUGUUACGUCUAGCUCACCUUUCAGAUUAAAAAAACUGCAAUGAUUCACUUCGCAAAGAUGGUGAAACCUGAGGUUAGAUUAGCAACUAAGUAAACUGACAUUGGCAAUGAUGGAUUAAUCCUGGGAAAAGUAAAGGUUUACCUAAAAUUCAAGCACCAUUGUUUGAGCAGUUUCAUCACAGGGUAAACUACUCUAAUGGUUUGAGAUUACCAUUAGUCAAGGAGAUGGUAUAAGUUUUGGCAACUUAUUUGUGCUGAGUAUCCGGAAUGGGUCUUUCUCGAGUACAAUUCUGGAACCCAUUGAUGAUUCUCGCAGCAUUGAUGAAGUUUGAUCCUUUAAAAUAUGGUAUGAAAAUGAAACUUAAAGCAAGUAAUUUGGAUGGUUCAUAUUGAUGGAAGAUAGUGUAAGUUGAGAUUGUUUAACUUUGGUAACUGAAUUUUUAUAAUUGAGUAAUUAUGCAUGCAUGUCUGCUAAAUCAAGUAGAUACUGGACAAUGAAGCGUGAAUUUUAAUUCUUUUUCUAUUUAUAUUUUCCAUAUCUACUAAUUAGCAGGAUUGCGUUCGUAGUAAAAUAUUGAUUUUUGUGAUACUGUUAUCUGAAAUCUUUAUGGACAUGUUGUAAAAUGAACCAUUGAUAUUAAUUUAUUGACAUGAUAAGAUUUAUCUUGAUUAGAGUUUGACUAUGAGUUAUUGUGUAGCUGGUUUCAAAUAGUUGGCAUAAAUAUGACUAAUGCCAAGUAGUGAUGAACUGACAUGAGAACUUAGCUGAUGGUAUGUAGCAUCUUGAUUAUCUUUUGUGAGUGAAUGGAGAUAGUGAAUGAUAAGAAGGUUAUGUUUGAAUUUAUUUUUGGUGAAAAAAAAGUCAAUUGUGACUGUUCUCCCAUGUCCAUUUUGUCAAACAAUUACAAGGUCAUUGCUUUCUUCCCCCUUAUAUGAUCAAUUUUAACUUUGAACCAUUAAAAUUGUCUGUUCUGCACUAUGUUAUAUCUUAUACAUGCAUAUCACCUUAAUAGAAGCAAAAGGUAAAUCUUCCUUGUUAAUUCCUCUCCACUUGUGUUUCGCAUUUGAGACCAUGACAAAACAACUCCAAACGUGCUGAGUUGAUGUUAGCCAGACUAUUCAGAGGAACAAAUGAACAAGAACAGAAACACUAAAGAAGCCUACACUACACUCAAACAAGGUCGUCAAGCUUAAUACAUUGUUGUGUCCUCAUGAUUGACAUGGUUGGUACAUAUGGACUAAUACGAGAGGUAAUAGGAAUAGAUAUCAUAAUUUUUAAUGAUAAUGCCAUAUUAGUCACUGAUUAGAUUUGUCCUGGUGACAAGUGGCUGGAUGUUUCAAUUUCUGGUUUUGUUUUGUCUCUGGAUUGAAACUCCUUCAGUCAAGUCUGCCUGUGCAAACCAACUAUGAACUUUCUUGUUAAUGCAUUUAAAAUCCUCAUUUUAACACAAAUAUCAGAGACAAAUAUAAAUACAAUGUAGAAACAAGAUCCAAUCAAUCGGUCUAGUGGUAAGGAGAAGAUCUAUUCAUGCUCAAACUUUCUUGUUAUUUCCUUUGAUAUAGAUCUUCUUUCACUCAAGAAAAUAAACAUGAACACCAACAAAAAGGUUUAUACAGAAACUCUAAAUUGGGGGAAAACACAGGGAUAAAUGAGAAGAUCCUACUAUAGGAAGGAUAACAAUAAAAUUGGUACAACAAUCACACUUAUAGAAGAUGAUCAUUCCUUAUUCUACAACAAAAUUGCUCCCUCCACAAGUGUUUCAUCAAUUCUUUCUCUUGUGAAGGGUUCACCUUGUCAUGUGUGACACAUAAAUCAGUGAGGUUGCAAAAUCAGAGUAUAAAUGAUUUAUGUGAAUCCUAAUAAGCCAUAGGGCUUGAGAUAUAAUGAUCUAAUGUAUUUAUAAGCAGCAUAAAUCAGUGAGGUUGCAAAAGCAGAGUAUAAAUGAUUUAUGUGAAUCCUAAUAAGCCAUAAGGAUUGAAAUAUCAGGACCUAAUAUGCUUGUUGAGACCAAAUCUGCUACCUUUGCUGCUUUCACCUUGAUUGUUACCCUACCAAUCUAACUUGUUGAGAGCCUAGGGUCACAUUUUAUAUAUAUAUAUAUAUAAUAGGUAGAUGCCCCUCCCUCCUAGUUUGCCUAUUUUGUAAAUCCAGAAGACCGGAACACAACUUAUGCACAUUCAGAAGCCUAGGGUCACAUAGUCUAUUAGAUGCUAAGGAUACCAAAAACAGUUAUUAUCUUAAAGCAAAUAGGAAAUGAACAGCAUAGGCUAUCAAAGAGUCAUUACCUUUUACAAUAAUUAACAAUAUCACUUCAGCCAAAAUCUGAAGAAUUCCUAAAGUAUCAAGUUGAGAUCAAUGUCCCCAUCUGGUGAUUCCCUUAUCUCAGUUUCUGUUUUUUUCUCAUUUCUAACUGAACCAGGGAGCAAGAAAUCAUAGAAUGACAAUUCAUUAGAUGAAGAAGCGUUAACUGUCUCCUUCUGCAGCAUAUAAACUGUUUGUUUAGUCUAACUCCACUUCAUAACUAAAAAAAGACAAAGAUAAUAUGAUUUACUUUUCUUGCCUGAGAAUUCUGCAGACUGAAAUCAGAAUGAUCAUACUGAUAAUGCUGAGGGAUGUCAAAAGGUUUCAAUAAGCUCGGCGUUGAAACUGAAGCCAAGGUAAGAAAACUGCCAUCAUGUGCACCACCAUUGCCUUUGCUCCUCUCAAUGUAAACAUCUGAACUUGCCAAGCCCACAAAUGGAGUUGAAGAGUUUCCUCUGAGAUCAAUCACAGUAUUUCAGUUAGCAUUUUUGACUGAUGACAAAGGAAUCAUCAAGGGAAUGAGUACCUAACAGCUUGGAAUUCAAGUUUGAUCAAGUCGCUUCCAUUUGCAGGUGAGAAUUCACUGGAGAGAAAAGGGUGUUUAUGGGGGAAAUAAGCUUCUUGAUUCCUGGUAACAAUGACCUCGUUGAGAUGAAAAGCCGGCGGUGGUGGCCACUUGUUGUCAACUGUCAUCUCUACUGAAUUCUAAGCAAAACUAACAGUGAUUCAUUAUGAUUUUGCAUCAAACACUGGGAAUUGUUACACAGUUGUUCUUCUGCUCACCUUGUGUAGCUCUGAUCUCCAGCAAGAGAGCAAAUCAUAGCUGCUUGAGUUGUUUUGGCUUGAAGGGGGCUCCAUCCGGUGACAUGUCUGAGAAUCAACCAGCGGCGGUUGUUGCUUCCUCUGAGGAACAGGGACUGCUAUCUUCUUCAUCGGUGGGUCAUCUCCUUUUGCUUCGAUAGCUGUGUUCCAUAACAUCGGAAAAAACCCUGGCGGUUGUCGACGUUGAUGCUGCUGGUUGUUGAAAAAAUUGGAGGUUGCCUGGGGUUUCAUGACAGCUGUGGCAGGAGGGGGCGGUGGGAAUACCAAGCCUUGCGAAGAUAAAUCCGACGAGGAGGAGACGGCUACGCUGUAGAUCCUUUGCUGCUUCUCCAUGCACCGGAGCUUCUCCAACUGCGCAACACCGACUCCACGCUGCGGAUUCUUCUUCAGCUUGUUCUUCUUCGGUGGUUUGUGUUGCUGCUCCUCGAGUUCCAUGACAGCAAAUGCCGAGGGGGAAUGCAGAGGACGUGGAGGAGAAUGGCGAAGGGCGGUUUAUUAAUUAUUGCAGGAGGCGCGAGAUCGAAAUCGAGAGGAAAAAGGAAGCAGAUUUUGUGGGAUUCAAAGAGGUGUUGAUUGAAGCGCAGACUUCGCAGGUGGAUUUCAACAAUCCAUGGAAAUAAACUGACCGCAAUCUACAGUUUGUCGACAGAAUCCAAUCUGCUAAUUUAGGGAAAUCACCUUCUUUACUUCGAUAUGGCCCGUGAUCAUCUCUGGGGUUUUUUUUUCAUACAAAAAAUGUCGCGGAGAUAUUUAUUCUGAGGCGACAGCAAAUCCUAGGAAGAAAGCUUGUAAGAUACUUGCAUCCCAUGCAACGUAGAUUUACCCAAAAUGAGAGAAGAGAACAAAAUUUCAUCUUGCCCCUCAUCACACCUUAUCUACUUUUAAUUUUACCCUUUUAAAUUUCAUUCAGUUAUUAAUGUUAGCAGCGGAGGGGAUAUUUUAUCUUCAACUAUGGAGGUGGCAAGAUGAAAUUGUUUUGAUGAGAUGAAGGAAUGCAUGCCAGGCUUAAUGGGUUGUAAACCUAAAAAUUUUAGAUUGUUGCUCGUGAGUACUUUCUGAUUUAUUUUUAUUUUCACAGGACUA
Molecule: messenger RNA, 6442 nt
Organism: Zingiber officinale
Lineage: Eukaryota; Viridiplantae; Streptophyta; Magnoliopsida; Zingiberales; Zingiberaceae
Product: nuclear intron maturase 1, mitochondrial-like
Exons: 3
Coding region: 42-2213 (723 amino acids)
Biological process (GO): mRNA processing
Source: RefSeq, a predicted model, not a curated record